Molecule: messenger RNA, 1681 nt
Organism: Pogonomyrmex barbatus (red harvester ant)
Lineage: Eukaryota; Metazoa; Arthropoda; Insecta; Hymenoptera; Formicidae
Gene: IFT52
Product: intraflagellar transport 52
Biological process (GO): intraciliary transport; cilium assembly
Cellular component (GO): intraciliary transport particle B; cilium; centriole
Source: RefSeq, a predicted model, not a curated record
CUUAUCGCAGAAAUAUUUUUUCAUUGUAAAAUAUCAAUGAAAUUUUACAACCAUAUUAUGGUAUCAAAUUUACGUUUGGUUGUCUGACGAGAGAAGUGCGAGGGCGAACGAUAAAUAAUUAAAUCACCAACAAUUAUCGACCAUAAUUGUGUAUACGUAUUCGAUGCGUUCGCGGUUGUCAUAGUGACGACGCGAUGAAAUAUUUUUGAUAUUCACAUUAUGACAAUUAUCAUAUGCAACAACGCGAUGAACUAUACAUUGUUAGCAGUCUCUCAAGAUCGCGAUUCACCGUAGCAAUAAUUUAAGAAUGAGUGCGAUUCUUGGUGCGGGCGAUAGCAACGAGAACAUCAUUGUAUUCGAUGUGUCGAAAAAUGAGAGAAAACUGAAUGACGAGUUCAAGGUACUUCAACGAAAACUGAAGGCAAAGUGGAGAUUUAUUGAGAAUAAUGAAGUGAUAUCGCAAGAAUCAUUGACAAAUGCCAAAAUCUUAGUACUGCCAGGACCACUGGGUAAGUUUACAGAGCUCGAAAUGAAUUCUAUUAGGACCUUCUUAAAUUCUGGUGGUAAUGUCCUUGUCACACUUGGAGAGGGUGGUGAGAAUAAGUCUAAUACAAACAUCAAUUUUCUGCUGGAGGAAUUUGGUAUAAUGGUAAAUAAUGAUAGUGUAGCUCGCAUGAGUUAUAGUCAAACAAUGCAUCCCAAGGAAUCUCUUAUCUCCCAAGGCUUGUCAAACAAAUCUGUGUUUUUGAAGAAUCAUGACGAGUAUAUUGGAAUGAAAUUCUUGUAUCCUUAUGGUGCAACAUUAAAUGUGGUACAGCCAUCUAUUGUUGCUUUAUCCAGUGGAUCAAUUGCUAUUCCCAUGAAUAGACCAAUUUGUGCAUAUCAUUGUGUGAAAAACAGUGGUGGCAAGCUCAUUGUGCUGGGUUCAUCUAGAAUGUUGACGGACACUUAUAUAGAAAAGGAAAACAAUGAUGCAUUGCGAGAAAUGAUUUUUGACUUUUUUGAAUUAAAUGUCUCGGAAGUGGUAGAUCUUCAUACAGAUGAUAUAGAAUUUUGGGAAUACAAUUUCGUGCCAGAUAUAACGCAACAGGCUGAUAAUCCAAAAGUUUGCACGCAAGAUCUAGAUAAUAUUGACAUACCUUACGAGUAUACCAAAUUAUUUAAACAUCACUUUUAUUCUAUAAACUUGAAUAUGAUACCAGCUUGCAUAAAAGCAUAUGAGGCUUUAGGAGUAAAACACGAGCCGCUUACGUUGAUUCCACCUCAUUUUGAGGCGCCUCUACCUCCGACACAAGCUUCAGUGUUUCCUCCAAGCUUCCAAGAAUUACCACCACCUGCUUUAGAACUAUUUGAUCUGGAUGAAGCUUUCAGUUCAGAUUUGUUAAAACUAUCACAACUCACUAAUAAAUAUAUGGCAACGAAGGAGUUGUCAAAUGACAAGGAAUUAGAUCACUAUAUCAGGGAAUUUGGAAGUAUAAUAAGGAUAAAUAAUUCCGAUGCACAUACCGCUACAGAAGUGUUAAAUUCCGUUUUUCAGAAAAUCUGCAGUUACAAGGCAAUGCACGAUUGAAGUUUUUGUAUAGAAAAAAUAUUAUUUAUUAUAAAUAUUAUUUAUUAUAAAUAGCUGAUUUUAUAAACUCAUCGAUUAAUGUUCGUAAUAAAUAAAAAUGUUAAAUAUUUU